Molecule: messenger RNA, 3668 nt
Organism: Paramecium octaurelia
Lineage: Eukaryota; Ciliophora; Oligohymenophorea; Peniculida; Parameciidae
Source: the annotation of a GenBank genome assembly
AUGUAAUAACAGAGAGUUAUAUUUGGUAAUAAGCAAACUCUUUAUAUCGCUACCUAACCUUACUUUUAAGGCACUAAAUAUAAAUUAUUUUUGACUUCAGAGUGCAAUUAUGUAGUCAAAAUAUAUGAUGUUGGACAAGAAAAGGUAUUUAAUUAUAUUCCAAUUUUUUGUAGUAUUUGAAUACAGAGAUUUAAGCUGUCCAUCUCUUAAAAGAUAAUGGAAGUAGCAACAUUGCAAAAUCAUAUGAAGGAGAAUUAUAACCAAAUAAAAAAGUAAUAGUUUUUGAAAAAGCUGAAGUCCUCCAAAAUAUUUUGAAGGAUUCCUAAUAAGGUUUAGCGGAACCUCAAGUCCUAAAAGUAAGCAGAAAAAUAAGCGUAGAUCUUAUUGGAUUUAAGCAAAGCAUUGUAGAUCUGUCAUUCAUUAGGCAUCACACAUCGAGAUAUUAGACCAGAGAAUAUUUUAAUUGGAGCUGAUAAGCAAGCCAAAUUAUGGAAUUUCUAACGUUGUUUUUUCUAAGUAUUUUAGAUUCUAUUUUAGCAAUACGAUCAAAUACCUAAUGAAUAUUUUGGAAGAAUCAAAGAAGAAAUUGAGAUGAACACUUUUGAACAUGUAAGAGCUCCAGAAUAAAAAGAUUUCUCUCAAAGAUUGCCAAUCACUACGAAGGUGGAUAUUUAUGCUCUAGGCUAAUUAAUGUAUUAUAUGAUAUUCAAGGUUCGUUAUGAUUAAAAUCCUAAUUGGGAAGGAAAGUAUAAAUUUAUUUAUAUUAGUGCCUAAUGGGGAAUUUAUAGUUAAAAGUUAUAAAAUCUAAUCAAAUAAUUACUUAUUAUUAAUCCAAAGGACAGAAUAUCAGCUGAUUUAAUAGAAAAAUACAUAAAUUCAAUUCUUACUUAAUACAAGUAAGUUUUAAUUUAAAUAUAUCAUAGUGGAUUGCCAUAAUAAAUCCAUUUAAGAAGUUAAUCAACAAAUGAGAUAUUGAAUCGAGAGACAAUUAAUUAAAUUACGGAAAUAGAGAAAUGUCAUUCAUUUGAAUUUAAGGAUUUAUAAUAACCAUAAUCUUCAUUAUCAACCAGAUUCGUAAAAUUAGUCAGUAAGGUGGCUUAAAAGACAGAUUUUUGGGUGGCUGCAUGCUUAGAAGAGGUUGACGCAGCUCCUUGCUAAAAAUAUUUCAGAUAUCUUCAUUGCAAAGCAUGGUAAAAGAAGCAAAAAAUUUCUAAAUUUUAUGAGAAAGUGUCAAAUCGACUUUAAUUAAACUCUGUAAUAAUAACAUUUAAAGCUUUGUAAUUAAUACAUAACUAUGUGAAAAAAGGUCCUUAAGAAGCCAUUGCAGUAUAAAACUAAACAUAUUCGCCAAAUGCUAUUUUGGAGAGAAUUAAGAAUUUCUAAGAAUAAAAUCAAAUGAAAAGCUCUAAAGAUAAAUUUAGGACAUAGUUUUUUACAAAUUUAUUGUAUACUUAUUCAAUUGUUUUAUUGGAAAAAGUGAAAUUUCAUUCAUUCUAUCUAAAAUUUUUUGAAGGGAAUUAUGCUAUGAUCCCAUUUUUCAAUAGUAUGAAUGGUAUUUAGAAGUAGAAGGUAAGUAUAGCAAUAUUAAACAAUAUGAUGUCUUUAUGGAAAUAAUUAUUAAAUUUCACUUCUAAUAUAUAAUUUCAGGAAUCGAAUUUAAUUAAUUUAUAAUUGGGUCUAGCAAUAACAAUGGCUGAUGAAUUAUAUAAUAUUCUCUGUACGUUUACUCACAUUUUUUAUGCUUUAAAGUAAAGUACUAAUUAUAUAAGUGGAUAGCCCACUAAUAACCUUGAAGUUAAAUAAGCCUUUAUUACAUUGUAAGAAGAUUAUUAGAAUAACUUUUAAUAGACUAUUAAUUUCUUUGCUGUCUGCAAAAGAAUACCAUAAUUUUAAUAAUUAAUACCAGACCCUUCAAGGAAUGUAGUUGAAACUUUAAAGAAUGUGCCAAUGUUUUAAUCAAAAAGAGGAGACUUUAAUAUUAGUGAUUUCUUAAGUUAUUCCAUGUCAAUUGAUGGAAUUAAAUUACCUUAAAGUUAUGGAGAAAUAAUGAUCAAUUAAGUAGUAGAAUAUGAUGAUGAAGCCUUAGAUUAGGAACCUAAAUAUUAAAAAUCAAAUUCAUAUCCAAUAAAAGCAGUAGUGUCUUGUUAAAUUUAAUAAGAAAAAACUAACUAAUUUAAUUUUGAAUAUGAAGUAACAUCAAAUAUUAAUAAAAAUAUGAAUUCUUUACAAAACAUUAUUUAAGAUGAUCAAACAAAUUAAUUUAUGUAGUAAUAAAACUAGUAAAAUUAAAUAGUUGAAAAUUAAAGAGAAUCUAUAAGUAACAAAAACUUAGAAUUUAAGAAAAAGCAAACUAAAUAACAAUAACAAGGAGAAUACAAAGGUUUAGACUUCUCUGAUGAUGAUGAUGAUGAUGAAUCUGAGUAAUUGCCAUAAAAGCCUACUGAAUUAUAACAAACGAAUUUAAGAGCCCCUUUAUCUAAUUAAAAUGUUCAAUUAACAUAAGAAUUAUUAAAUGAUGAAGGAUUUUUAAAUUGGAGACCAAAACAAGAUAAUCAGAUUAAAUCAGAUGGACAGAAUUAAAGAAUUUAAUCAGCCAACUCUUAAUCAAAUAAUAUUUUUGAACAAUUCGAUCUUAAUUAAAAUUAGAAAUAGUUACUCUUUGAUAAUCCUGUCCUACCGUAAUCAUCCUCUUUUUAAGUUGUUGAUUAUUUUAAUAAACAAGGCAAAAGUAUAUAAUUUUAUAAAACUUAGAUGUUUCUGAGUGGAUGAUUAAUCAUGAUUAGUUAAAAUUAGAAACACUUAUUGGUACUGGAAGUAGUUGUACUGUUUAUAAAGGCUAUUGGAGAGGAGGAGAAGUAGCUAUUAAAAAGAUGAAAAUACAAUAAUUAAAUGAAAACCACUUGAAAGAAUUUAGAAGAGAAAUCUCAGCUCUAGUUACGAUAAAAAGACAUCCAAAUUUAGUUCAACUUUUGGGAAUCUCAUAAAAAGAAGAUGAAUUAUAUAUUGUAACAGAGUACUGCGCUGGGGGAACUCUUUUUGAUUUAUUGCAUAGAAAAAAACAUUUAGAAAUUAGUUGGUAAUUAAGAGUUAAAAUGGCAAUUCAAAUAGCUGAUGGGAUGCUUCAUCUGCAUAAAUUAAAUCCUCCGUUAAUACAUAGAGAUCUAAAGAGUCUAAAGUAAUUAUAAUCAUCAUUAAACAGUUUGCUACUUGAAUAGUGCUACGAUUAAAAUAAGAUAAAUAUCAAGAUUGCUGAUUUUGGAUUAGCUAGGGUGUAAGCAGAUAAUGGUGAAUAAAUGACAGGUGUCUUAGGAACUUUUGUAAUUUAAUUAUUUUACAUUAGCAUUGGAUGGCUCCAGAAGUGUUUUAAAAUGUUCCUUAUACUAUUAAAGCUGAUGUCUAUUCAUUUGCAGUAAAAUAAACAGUUCUAUGAAAUUUAGAUAGUGUUAUGGGAAAUAUGUUGUAGAGAAACUCCAUAUAAACAAUUAUCCACUAAUCCACCUGCUAUCAUGAAAUUAGUUGCAGUAGAUAAUGGAAGACCAGAUUUGAGUUUAAUAUAGGUUGGAUGUCCUAUAUUUUUGAAAGAGUUGAUGAUUAAAUGUUGGGAUAAGGAUCCAACAAAACGCCCAACUUUUUAAGAAGUGUUAUAGUACCUAAGGGGAUUUUCAUGA